Molecule: messenger RNA, 1197 nt
Organism: Chenopodium quinoa (quinoa)
Lineage: Eukaryota; Viridiplantae; Streptophyta; Magnoliopsida; Caryophyllales; Amaranthaceae
Exons: 4
Coding region: 1-1197 (398 amino acids)
Source: RefSeq, a predicted model, not a curated record
AUGGUACUAGGGGUGGCAUUUGGGUUUUUUUGGAAGGGUAGUGUUGAUUUGCUUGUUUUCACUUCUGAAGCUCACACCAUUCAUGCGUUAUUCCACUUUAGGAAUGACAAGCCUGAUGUCCUUAUUUCGGGCAUGCAUGCUCCUUCUAUCCCUAAUGCUAGGCAUGCUCUAUGGAGAAAAAUGAGAGAGUCGAUCCCUCCGGAUCAAGUUCCCUGGUUGUUUUUGGAGGAUGCGGGUUUGGUGGAUUUGGGGUUUCACGGAAAUCCUUUUACUUGGACUAAUGCUAGAGAGGGUAUUGAGUUAAUUCAACAACGUCUUGAUCGUGCUAUGGGCAAUCUUUCUUGGGUUAAUGCUUUCCCCCAUACUAAGGUGAAUGAUGAUCUUAUUUUAAAAGAUAUGGCCUCAGAGUUUUUUAAGGACAAAAUUUCUUCCAAAUUGAAUGAUAACAUUGUUAAAAUCUCUUUCAACCCUUAUUUUCGGAUUUCUAGCAGUGAGGCUUCUAGGAUUAGCAAAAUUCCUUCAAUUGAGGAAAUUAAAGAAGUUCUCUUUCGUAUGGAUCCUAUGAAGUGUCCGGGGCCAGAUGAUAAAUUAAAGCCUUUCCUUAACAAGCUUAUCAAUCCGUUACAAUCCAGUUUUAUUAAGGGACGUGGCAUAGAAGACAAUGUUAUUGUUAUUAAGGAGAUAGCUCAUAUUUUUAAUAAAGCAAAAAAAGGAAAAAACAUUACUGCCUUGAAGCUGGACCUUUCUAAAGUUUAUGACAGUCUUGAAUGGAGUUUUAUUGAGAAUACUCUUAUUGCUUUUAAUUUUCCCUCGUCAAUCAUAACUCUUAUUAUGUCCUGUAUUUCCACUCCAAGAAUCUCGGUUCUCUGGAAUGGAGAAAUCACUAAGGAAUUUGUUCCUUCUCGGGGAAUUAGACAAGGCGAUCCUAUGUCUUCUUAUAUCUUUGUUCUAUGUCUUGAAAGGCUUUCUAACAUGAUUGAGGCUAGUGUUAAUGAGAAAAGGUGGAAAUCUAUUAAAAUCUCUAAAAACAUUAGCAUCUCUCACAUUUUUUAUGCCGAUGAUGUGUUUCUUUUUUGCCAUGCUUCUUCUAAUAACAUUAAGGAGAUGAUGGAUAUUUUAAAUAGGUUUGGGGAUCUCUCUGGACUUCGAAUUAAUCUUGCUAAGUCUUCUCUUAUUUGUUCCCCGGCCCCAAGAUGA